This is a messenger RNA of Myotis lucifugus (little brown bat), 1225 nucleotides long. RefSeq names its product C-X-C motif chemokine ligand 10 (gene CXCL10). Gene Ontology annotation, cellular component: extracellular region. The coding region runs from base 116 to 427 and encodes 103 amino acids. Lineage: Eukaryota; Metazoa; Chordata; Mammalia; Chiroptera; Vespertilionidae. Gene Ontology annotation, biological process: chemokine-mediated signaling pathway; inflammatory response; cellular response to lipopolysaccharide. The record is from RefSeq and is a predicted model, not a curated record. The transcript has 4 exons. Gene Ontology annotation, molecular function: chemokine activity; CXCR chemokine receptor binding.
GAGGAAAUGUGCCUUUACAAAUAAAUACUGCAUCCUAGCCCCGUGUUUUCUGAGACAUUCCUCAACUGCACAGACAUUCUGAGCCUACUGCAGAGGAACCUCCAGUCACAGCACCAUGAACCAAAGAGCUGUUCUCAUGUUCUGUCUCAUCCUUCUGACUCUGAAUGGAACUCAAGGAAUACCUCUCAAUAGAACUACACGCUGUAGCUGCAUCAAGAUUAGUAAUCAGCCUGUUAAUCCAAGGUCCUUAGAAAAACUUGAAAUGAUCCCUGCAAGUCCAUCUUGUCCGCGUGUUGAGAUCAUUGCCACAAUGAAAAGGAACGGGGAGAAAAUAUGUCUGAAUCCAGAGUCUAAGAUCAUCAAGAAGAUACUGAAAGCAAUUAACAAGAAAAGGUCUAAAAGAUCUCAAACACAGAGAGAAGCAUAAUCACUGCAUUACUGUUAAGGAUGGACCAUCAGUUCCUUAUAUACAGUAUACGUCAAGCCCAAUUUGUCCCUGGAUUGCAGUUCUCCUAAAAGGUGACAAACCAGUCACCAAAUUAGCUGCUAUUAUUCCUGCAGGGAGGUGGAUGGUUCAUCAUCCUGAGCUGUUCAGUAGUAACUCUGCGCUGGUACUAUAUUAUAAGCUAUGCUUAGGUGCUACGUUCUUAGUGAAUGUGCCAAAUCCUAGCCCUGCUUUCUUCACCUUUCAUACCUUUUAAAUGUUAUUAAGGGAUCUUUCUGCCUCUGGGUUACCAAAGGUCUUAGAAUCUCAAAUAACUAAGAAGAAUGCAAUCGAAAUCAUAAUUCAAUAUGCUUUUUAAAGAAAGAUCUUCAUUCCUUGGGCUGCUACUGCCAUCCUUCAAAGGGGCUCAGAUUCUUCUGGUGGUUGUAUGCUCCUAUACACGUGUGUGUGUGUGUGUGUGUGUGUGUGUGUGUGUAGAUGUACAUAUAUAACAAAAUACAUAGAAACUAGAAAUGUCUGAAAAUGUAUGUGGAAACAGUAUUAUUUAAUGCAAGACUAUACAAUGUAGAAUUCUUAGAUGUAUAUGUUUCUUACAUUGUUUUUAGUGUUUAUAAAGUAACUUGUAUAAAUUCUACACAUGAAUGAGCAAAGGAAGAAAUUUUAAAAUCUAGGUAUUUUCUUUGCAUAUUGUGUAAGACAAAUAUGCUGGUUGUUUUUCAAAAUAAAAAUGAUGUGCUCUCUGGAGAGACCAAAAAGGUAAUAAACUAAUUACAACUAUGA